GUAUGGAGAUCAAAAAGCACUGCCAUGUGGGUCGAAAGAAGAGGGAAAUAUAAGUGUAAACAACAUUGACAUAUUUCACUGAUACGUUAUUCCAUUCAGUAAGAAACACAACUUGCUUGCUGGGCAUUAAAAAUACUUAAUGCGUGGCAAUCGAAUUUUGUUUUGUUUGCAUUAUCAUUUAGCUAAAUUUUCAAAUAAAUCGGUUAUUAUGCCUACAAAUGUAGAGAUCAAAGCGAAGGUAACGAAUUUAGAAGAGCUAAAAUCAAAGGCAGCCAGCUUGAGCGAUUCUUCAGAUGUACUCGUUCAGGAGGACACCUUCUUUGUCACACCAAAUGGCAGGCUGAAAUUACGGGAGCAAAAAAGUCGACAGUCAACAGGUGCAGAGUUGGUUUACUAUGAAAGAGAAGAUACAGAGGGUCCAAAAUCCAGUCACUUUGUGAAAACACCAAUUCCAGAUCCAUCUGGUUUUAAGGAAACGCUUAGGCAAGCCAUUGGUAUAAGGGGUGUUGUAAAGAAAACCCGAUACCUCUUUAUGGUAGGACAGACAAGGGUUCAUGUAGACCAAGUAAAUGGCCUAGGAGAUUUUAUGGAGCUAGAGGUAAUGAUGAAGGACGGACAAAGCCUUGAGGAAGGGCAGGCAAUAGCCGAAGAUCUCAUGCAGAAGUUGGGUAUAGACAAAAAAGACCUUGUGACUGGUGCAUACAUGGACCAUUUAGAAAAGACUGAAUAAUUGCAGACAGAGAGAGGAGGAGGUGCAGAAUGGAUUGCCCCCUUUUUUGCAGGCCAACUUUAAAAAAUAUACAAGAAAAAAUGGUGGAAUUCAAAGCAUUCAUAGUUCAAUUAGGAAGAACCAUGCUAUUUUUGACCUCAGAGUGUGAUAAUACUGAAUCAAGCUCCAGUGACAUUUAACUUUUUUAUGUACAUAAAGACACAAAUCUCAUCAACUUUGCAUGCAUUUUUUAUAUGGUUCCAGAAAGGGCACAUUCUUUAUGACAGGGAGGAGUACAUCAAAAGUUUACAGCACAAAAAAUUGUAUUUGUUUCCCAAUUUGGUUGUAGGAAGGCGUGAAAAACUUUUUAAAUGUGUCAUAUUGAAAGGAAACAAAUUUUAGGUAUACUCUAACCUAUGCUGUAUUGGCUUUUAGAUGCAAAGAUUUGUCAAUUAAACGCAUGUCAAACUGGAGUCUGUGUAUUUCUUUUUU
Molecule: messenger RNA, 1201 nt
Organism: Lingula anatina
Lineage: Eukaryota; Metazoa; Brachiopoda; Lingulata; Lingulida; Lingulidae
Source: RefSeq, a predicted model, not a curated record